AUUGUGUGUCAAUUAAAAGCAAUUUUUGGUGGUAAAUUGUCCCGCCGAGUUUUUGAGAAAAACGCUACAGUAACAAGAUUUUAUGGUUUUGUAUCCUUUUCCCAGAUCAUCAGUCUGUCUAGUAAUAAGAUCUAAUUAUUGGGUCCCAAUGUACGGAGCAAUUUGAACAGAUAUUACAAUAUAUUUAUCAGUACGCAACGUCUGACAUGCAGUUUGCUUCAAUACAUGUAUCUGAAGCCCUUAUGUAUAUAUGUAUAAUAAAAAUUCACCACACUCAUUUUUCCUUGAAAAAGAUAUAACUUACGUGCACUCUCGCUAGCAUAUUUAGUGCCUUCUUUACAUCAAGUUUUCCCUCACUUCCAGCCUGAAGCACUUUGUUUGUGUGACUGUUAACAUCUUACGCUUUGUCGACUACAGAUGCUAGCCCAAACCAGCCUCCAACUAAUAAAAGAAUUAAAACGCUCCCAACAAAGCAAAUUACCUCCUUAUGGCGAAGAUAAAAUCCGAUUAUGUUUGGAAGAAAUGCGAGUAUUAUAUGAUGCAAAUCAUCGUGAUGUAGCCCUUGUAUCUAACUCUUCGUCUGGGCCAUCAUCAUCAUUAUAUGAAACAGAUGAUCACAGUAAUAAAAUUCAAUCUGUUUUAGUCAGACAUGCUGUCUUGGAACGUAAUAAACGUUGUCUUCUUGCCUAUCACCAUGCUAGAUUAAUGCGGAUCAAAGAACUACGGUGGGAAUAUGGUAUCAUUUUACCUAAAGAUAUCCGUGAUGGUUUAUCGGAAGCGGAACAAGCAUGGUUUAAACACUAUUGUAGUUGUUUAGCGAAUUUCAUGCAAGCUGAUGGAUCGGAACGUGGAGGUGGUGGAAUGUUAGAUUUAACACAAUAUCGCACACCACCGAAGUCAUUAUUUUUAGAAGUUCGUUGUCUUCAAGAUUUCGGCGAGUUCGAAACAGAGGAUGGCAGUAUCUUACAUUUAACAAAAGGUAGUCAUCAUUUAAUGCAUCGAACCGAUUGUGAGGCUUUAAUUCGUCAAGGUAUUCUUGAACAUAUAACAGAGUGAAAUGAAUCUGUCAUGUGGAAUUAUUAUCAUAUCCUAAAAAGCAUAUUAUACUGUACAUACUCAAAUUUA
Schistosoma spindalis is the source of this 1125-nucleotide messenger RNA. Lineage: Eukaryota; Metazoa; Platyhelminthes; Trematoda; Strigeidida; Schistosomatidae. The record is from the annotation of a GenBank genome assembly.